AUGUCUGAUUCUAUGGCAAAAAUUAAUUUUGUAUGUAGAUUUGGCGUAUGUUGUUUUCUACUGUACUCGUAUGUUAAGUCGGAAACAGCUAACAAGCAAGACAGUCCUAGCGACUCGAAUAUUCGUGAACAAAAAAUUACACCUUGGGAAGUGGAAGGUGCUAUUAUCGAUGGCCAAGUUCAAGCAAUUGAUUAUAAUAAGCUAAUAGAAAAAUUUGGAACAGAGCUCAUUAACAACGCACUUUUACAAAGGUUCCAAAAGUUAACCGGAAAAGAGCCUCACAUACUCUUAAGAAGAGGAAUUUUCUUCUCACAUAGAGAAUUUUCGGGAAUUUUGGAUCGUUAUGAGCAGAGAAAACCUUUUUUCAUUUAUACAGGACGCGGUCCGAGUAGUUCGAGUAUGCAUCUCGGUCAUAUGGUUCCAUGGUUGCAAGAAGUUUUCAAUGUACCAAUUGUCAUUCAGUUAACCGAUGACGAAAAAUUUAUUUUCAAAUCCGAAUUAAAAUUGGAAAAUGCGCGUCAGUUCGCCUAUGAAAAUGCCAAAGACAUUAUUGCAUGUGGUUUUGAUAUAGACAAGACAUUUAUUUUCUCAAAUACUGAUUAUGUCGGAGGUCCAUUCUAUCAUAAUGUUGUAAGGAUCGCGAAAUGUAUCACCUAUAAUACGUCAAAGUCUACUUUUGGUUUCAGUGAUAGUUUUCCGCAAAUAUUUGGAACUCGAAGUGAUAUUCCUUGUGUGAUUCCUUGUGCUAUAGAUCAAGAUCCAUAUUUUCGGUUAACGCGUGAUGUAGCACAUAAGUUGAAAUAUCCUAAACCUAGUCUUCUUCAUGCUAAAUUCUUUCCGUCGCUCCAAGGUUCUCAAACAAAAAUGAGCGCCUCUGUGGAUAAUUCUGCAAUUUUUAUGUCGGAUACGCCCAAUCAAAUCAAAAAAAAGAUUAAUAAGUAUGCAUUUUCAGGUGGUUGUGUUUCUGCUGAACUUCAUCGGGAGUGUGGAGGUAACCCAGACGUUGACGUUUCGUAUCAGUAUUUAUCAGUAUUUUUGGACGAUGAUGAAGAAUUGGCUUUAAUUUAUGAGAAAUAUAAAUCCGGGGAAAUGUUGACUGGUGAACUUAAAGCGCGUUGCAUUGAAGUAUUACAGAACUUCGUUGGUGAUUUUCAAAAGAAAAAAUCACAAAUAACGGAUGAACUCUUGCGGAAGUUUAUGGACCCUCACAGAAAAAUCGAAGGAAUCUGA
Funneliformis geosporum is the source of this 1230-nucleotide messenger RNA. The record is from the annotation of a GenBank genome assembly. NCBI's taxonomy places the organism in Eukaryota, Fungi, Glomeromycota, Glomeromycetes, Glomerales, Glomeraceae.